This is a messenger RNA of Porites evermanni, 18763 nucleotides long. The record is from the annotation of a GenBank genome assembly. Lineage: Eukaryota; Metazoa; Cnidaria; Anthozoa; Scleractinia; Poritidae.
AAGCUCAAAAGGAAAAAAAGGAAGGAGAAAAAGAAGGAACGAAGGAGACAGUUAAAAGCGGUAGGUACUAAAUAAAAAUAAUGAUUUCUUUUUAAAUGCCACGGAAAAAAAUUUCGUCGAUGAAAAUUCAGUCGUGAAUGGAAUGGAUAGAAUGAUAAGGCAAACUGAAUUUGUUUGUUCUGUUAUAUUUUGUUAUAUCAAAGUUUUUUCUACGUUGUUGUUUACUAUUUUGGGAAAAAAGAAUAUCAUUCAUUACAAAAAAUGCUUUAUUACAGAGGUUAUCGAGGAUUUGUCCUUACGCCACAAACAAAUGAGGGAUUGCGAAUACAGUUUGUAUCUUUUGGGUCGCUAUAAGCUGGGUGGAUCAGAAAACUGAACCUACAGAUGAUCAGUUCUCAAGUGUUUGCACUGUUUUUCAAAUCCGUGUAGGAUUAAGGUAGAUGGAAGACCGCAAGCGUGGAGUUCACGCGGUUCCAUCGAAAUGACCGAAUGUGCUGUACAUUUUUAAAACCGCGCCAGCUCAACGUUACAAACUCGCACGGUAAGAAUAUAAGCGACAAAAAGUAUACAGCAAAGGAAAAAAAAAACAGCUCAGCGUAGAGUAGACCUGGACCAUCUACAUGGAAGGUCGGCUCCUAGACCACUGCACCACGCUGAAAUAUAUACGCUGUUUGGAGCUUGUGGAGCUGUUUUUAUGUGAAUUCAAAGAUAUAUUUGAGGAAAAUUAGUCAGGAUAAUCAUUUAUUUUUGUUGUUGCUGUUAACUUCUCCGCCCUCCGUUUCCCUGAAUUUUUUUUUUUGUUUCGUUCCAACUUAAUAUUCAUUACACGACAUCUCCGACAUCUCUUCGUCAGUGGAUUUUUGUCCACUCGUUUGUCAGAAAACACUCUCACGACAGUGUUUUCCAUAAGCAAAAUCACGUUCACAGACCUCAAAUUUAGAGUAAUUGUAAAAGCGGUUUUAGACUGCCUUUCCUUCAUAUUUCAUUCUUCUUUCGCACAAGCAAAUGCAUAUUUUUGGAAUUGGAGUAACUCAUUGGAAAACAGGGGCAGCUACUUGUUUCUUUUUAUAUUCUCCUUUUUGUAUUAAUCGAUUUCUACUGGAAUUAUUUCGCAGAUGGGACACGAGGACGAUACGAGUCUGAACAGGACAAAAAGGAGAAAAUUAAAGGCAAGGGUAAGACUAAGGCCUUCGUUCGGCUCGAUCAUUGUUAUCACUGCGAUUCUGUCCAUAAAGCCCGAAGGAGGUACUUUAGGAAUGUGCCGCUGGGAGCCUGGGACCCUUAGCCAAUAUCAGACCUGGUUCAGUGGAAUUUUGCUACCCUAUACAAUGUACUAGACCCUAUAUCAUAUUAACUUGCGAUGAAGUAUUCUUUAUGGGGACUUGCGCAAUUAACAGAGUAAAUCGCACAUCGUUGCGAUGACUAUAGUGAUGUCUAUUUAGUCAAUUAGCUGCAAUCAUCUGUAUUUUUUUGCCCAAACAAGAGAAGAAGUUCACAAAAGUUUGUUCAUUGACUCAAAGACAGUUUGCCCAUAAUACCAACUAAACUAUAUAGAUAUUAACAAACCUGUUUUCCAAGAGAGAAAUAAAAAUCAUACAAACAUUUUCACAAAUACAUAUCUAGCCAGUUUUUCGAGAUUGGGCAAGCGAAAUUUGCAGCCUUUGUGGUAAAUAGAGGGCCAAACGCAUUCAAGUUUUCAGCAUCCGAUAAGCCAGAAAAUUACAUAAGCGAAGGUAAAGAAAAAGAAAAAGAAUAAAGAUUACAAAGGAAUAAAUGCAGAUAAAUCAAGUUUGACUUAAUUUCUAUCAUUGAAUAUCACUAAUUAGUAAAGCUCAAAAGGAAAGAAAGGAAGGGGAAAAAGAAGGAACGAAUAAUAAUUGAUGACAACGUUAUUUUCAAUUCCAGAUCAAACGCAAAGGAUCCGGAAUCGGCAUUAACAAAACAAGAGAAAGGUGGAAAUUUUUUUUAUACAUUUGAAGUAAAAACAUAAGAAGACUCCCUGUAUGGUCCCAUCGCAAUCUACUUUAAUAUGGGAAGUCAGACCUUUCAUUAUUUAUAGAUUUCACUUCCAUUGCCACAAGCUAUUAUCAAGUGUUCUACUGCAAAAACUGAAUAUUGGACUUACAGACUAGCUUCAGAGGUACUACAGAAGGCGAGCCCAUUUAACUCAAUUUUAUUAAAAAUGUAAAAAAGGUUUAAUAUAGGAAAUAAGAACAAGAGAGAAAUAAAAAUCAUACAAAUAUUUUCACUAAUACAUAUCUAGCCAGAUUUUCGAGAUUUGCAGCCUUUGUAGUAAACAGAGGGCCAAACGCAUACAAGUUUUCAGCAUCCGAUAAGCUAGAAAAUUACAUAAGCGAAGGAAAAGAAAAAGAAAAAUAGAGAUUGAGUUGAAAAAAAAAAAACAGAAGAGAAAAGGCAAAGGUGGUACCCUCAAGAGAACUAUUUUGAUUAAAAUAAUAAAGAUUACAAAGGAAUAAAUGCAGUUUAUCGGUUUGACUUUAUUUAUAUCAUUGAAUAUCACUAAUUAGUAAAGAUGAAAAGGAAGAAAAGGAAGGAGAAAAGGAAGCCAGAAUGAUAAGGCAAACUGAACUUGUUUUUUUUAAAUGCAGAUUAAGUUUCACCUUAUUUCUAUUAGUGAAUAUCACUAAUUAGUAAAGCUCAAAAGGAAAAAAAGGAGGGAGAAAAAGAAGGAACGAAGAAGACAGUUAAAAGCGGUAGGUACUAAAUAAAAAUAAUGAUUUCUUUUUAAAUGCCACGGAAAACAAUUUCGUCGAUGAAAAUUCAGUCGUGAAUGGAAUGGAUAGAAUGAUAAGGCAAACUGAAUUUGUUUGUUCUGUUAUAUUUUGUUAUAUCAAAGUUUUUUCUACGUUGUUGUUUACUAUUUUGGGAAAAAAGAAUAUCAUUCAUUACAAAAAAUGCUUUAUUACAGAGGUUAUCGAGGAUUUGUCCUUACGCCACAAACAAAUGAGGGAUUGCGAAUACAGUUUGUAUCUUUUGGGUCGCUAUAAGCUGGGUGGAUCAGAAAACUGAACCUACAGAUGAUCAGUUCUCAAGUGUUUGCACUGUUUUUCAAAUCCGUGUAGGAUUAAGGUAGAUACGUUUAGGGCAGUUUGCAUCAAUUUUUCGUGUGUAUUUUCUUAAACAAGCAAUCUGUACCCCACCUGACAAACCUUUGUACAGAGCUUUAAUUUGCAAAGCUUACACAAUACCUACAUAUAAUAUUGAAUAAUCUUGCUGAUCAGAAGAUUCCCGGUUCUGAUCUAGCACCUCCAAGACCAGGAGCUCAAGCCUGCUUUUGUAGUAAAUACGGUUUGUUCCAAACCGGUAGCACCCAAAGUUAGUUAUUCCUUUCUUUUCUUGAUAAUCAAAAAGCCCUGAAUCCUUGCAAUGAUAUAUUUGCGACCUAUUCUUUUUUAAGUUAAUAUUUCUGACCCGUUUGGCUAUUCAGUCCCUUUAAAUCAUCUGAUCGAGCGAGUAAAUGGAGCCGAAACCAAUUGUGGAAGUGCACACAUUUUAGGCAUCCUGCUGAUAAACAGUUACGACACGUAGAUAUAUUUUUUAGCAACUACUAUGAUUUGCAGUCUGUUCACCUUGAAUAGCAUCAUAAAUUAGCUUGUUUUUUUCUGUAUUGUAGAGCGUUACAAAAACUUCUUCAGUCGCUUUUGUUAGGUAUAAUUAUUAUUUUAAUUUUUCUUGUUUAUACAAAUUAAGAACGCAUCAGGUUCCAUUCCCAGCUACUGACUAUUAUCAGAGGCUUCAAAUAGGGCUUAAAUAGAAUGCAAUUUUUUUGUAUAUAGAACUGUUGAUAUUUUGUAUGUGAAUCCACUUGUGUAGCGCGCCCUUAAUUGUAAAUAUUGUAGAUAAUCUUUUUUUCUCCUCUCUCUUUUCUACACUAAACUAUACAUAUUUUAAAUCGGAACAAAAGCAGAUUAAGUUUCACCUAAUUUCUAUUAGUGAAUAUCACUAAUUAGAAAAGCUAAAAAGGAAAACAAGGAAGGAGAGAAAGAAGGAGAAAAGAAGACAAAUGAAUUUCUUGUUGCAAAAAGUUUGCAACACAUAUAUUUCAGGUAAUACACACACUGAGGAUUUAUCUAAACGUAUAAAAAUUGAUGACAACGUUAUUUUCAAUUCCAGAUCAAAUGCAAAGGAAUCAUUAACAAAGAAAGAAAAAGUAAAGCUCAAAAGGAAGAAGAGGAAGGAGAAAAGGAAGCCAGAAUGAUAAGGCAAACUGAACUUGUUUUUUUUAAAUGCAGAUUAAGUUUCACCUUAUUUCUAUUAGUGAAUAUCACUAAUUAGUAAAGCUCAAAAGGAAAAAAAGGAGGGAGAAAAAGAAGGAACGAAGAAGACAGUUAAAAGCGGUAGGUACUAAAUAAAAAUAAUGAUUUCUUUUUAAAUGCCACGGAAAACAAUUUCGUCGAUGAAAAUUCAGUCGUGAAUGGAAUGGAUAGAAUGAUAAGGCAAACUGAAUUUGUUUGUUCUGUUAUAUUUUGUUAUAUCAAAGUUUUUUCCAUGUUAUUGUUUACUAUUUUGGGAAAAAAGAAUAUCAUUCAUUACAAAAAAUGCUUUAUUACAGAGGUUAUCGAGGAUUUGUCCUUACGCCACAAACAAAUGAGGGAUUGCCAAUACAGUUUGUAUCUUUUGGGUCGCUAUAAGCUGGGUGGAUCAGAAAACUGAACCUACAGAUGAUCAGUUCUCAAGUGUUUGCACUGUUUUUCAAAUCCUUGUAGGAUUAAGGUAGAUGGAAGACCGCAAGCGUGGAGUUCACGCGGUUCCAUCGAAAUGACCGAAUGUCCUGUACAUUUUUAAAACCGCGCCAGCUCAACGUUACAAACUCGCACGGUAAGAAUAUAAGCGACAAAAAGUAUACAGCAAAGGAAAAAAAAAACAGCUCAGCGUAGAGUAGACCUGGACCAUCUACAUGGAAGGUCGGCUCCUAGACCACUGCACAACGCUGAAAUAUAUACGCUGUUUGGAGCUUGUGGAGCUGUUUUUAUGUGAAUUCAAAGAUAUAUUUGAGGAAAAUUAGUCAGGAUAAUCAUUUAUUUUUGUUGUUGCUGUUAACUUCUCCGCCCUCCGUUUCCCUGAAUUUUUUUUUUUGUUUCGUUCCAACUUAAUAUUCAUUACACGACAUCUCCGACAUCUCUUCGUCAGUGGAUUUUUGUCCACUCGUUUGUCAGAAAACACUCUCACGACAGUGUUUUCCAUAAGCAAAAUCACGUUCACAGACCUCAAAUUUAGAGUAAUUGUAAAAGCGGUUUUAGACUGCCUUUCCUUCAUAUUUCAUUCUUCUUUCGCACAAGCAAAUGCAUAUUUUUGGAAUUGGAGUAACUCAUUGGAAAACAGGGGCAGCUACUUGUUUCUUUUUAUAUUCUCCUUUUUGUAUUAAUCGAUUUCUACUGGAAUUAUUUCGCAGAUGGGACACGAGGACGAUACGAGUCUGAACAGGACAAAAAGGAGAAAAUUAAAGGCAAGGGUAAGACUAAGGCCUUCGUUCGGCUCGAUCAUUGUUAUCACUGCGAUUCUGUCCAUAAAGCCCGAAGGAGGUACUUUAGGAAUGUGCCGCUGGGAGCCUGGGACCCUUAGCCAAUAUCAGACCUGGUUCAGUGGAAUUUUGCUACCCUAUACAAUGUACUAGACCCUAUAUCAUAUUAACUUGCGAUGAAGUAUUCUUUAUGGGGACUUGCGCAAUUAACAGAGUAAAUCGCACAUCGUUGCGAUGACUAUAGUGAUGUCUAUUUAGUCAAUUAGCUGCAAUCAUCUGUAUUUUUUUGCCCAAACAAGAGAAGAAGUUCACAAAAGUUUGUUCAUUGACUCAAAGACAGUUUGCCCAUAAUACCAACUAAACUAUAUAGAUAUUAACAAACCUGUUUUCCAAGAGAGAAAUAAAAAUCAUACAAACAUUUUCACAAAUACAUAUCUAGCCAGUUUUUCGAGAUUGGGCAAGCGAAAUUUGCAGCCUUUGUGGUAAAUAGAGGGCCAAACGCAUUCAAGUUUUCAGCAUCCGAUAAGCCAGAAAAUUACAUAAGCGAAGGUAAAGAAAAAGAAAAAGAAUAAAGAUUACAAAGGAAUAAAUGCAGAUAAAUCAAGUUUGACUUAAUUUCUAUCAUUGAAUAUCACUAAUUAGUAAAGCUCAAAAGGAAAGAAAGGAAGGGGAAAAAGAAGGAACGAAUAAUAAUUGAUGACAACGUUAUUUUCAAUUCCAGAUCAAACGCAAAGGAUCCGGAAUCGGCAUUAACAAAACAAGAGAAAGGUGGAAAUUUUUUUUAUACAUUUGAAGUAAAAACAUAAGAAGACUCCCUGUAUGGUCCCAUCGCAAUCUACUUUAAUAUGGGAAGUCAGACCUUUCAUUAUUUAUAGAUUUCACUUCCAUUGCCACAAGCUAUUAUCAAGUGUUCUACUGCAAAAACUGAAUAUUGGACUUACAGACUAGCUUCAGAGGUACUACAGAAGGCGAGCCCAUUUAACUCAAUUUUAUUAAAAAUGUAAAAAAGGUUUAAUAUAGGAAAUAAGAACAAGAGAGAAAUAAAAAUCAUACAAAUAUUUUCACUAAUACAUAUCUAGCCAGAUUUUCGAGAUUUGCAGCCUUUGUAGUAAACAGAGGGCCAAACGCAUACAAGUUUUCAGCAUCCGAUAAGCUAGAAAAUUACAUAAGCGAAGGAAAAGAAAAAGAAAAAUAGAGAUUGAGUUGAAAAAAAAAAACAGAAGAGAAAAGGCAAAGGUGGUACCCUCAAGAGAACUAUUUUGAUUAAAAUAAUAAAGAUUACAAAGGAAUAAAUGCAGUUUAUCGGUUUGACUUUAUUUAUAUCAUUGAAUAUCACUAAUUAGUAAAGAUGAAAAGGAAGAAAAGGAAGGAGAAAAGGAAGCCAGAAUGAUAAGGCAAACUGAACUUGUUUUUUUUAAAUGCAGAUUAAGUUUCACCUUAUUUCUAUUAGUGAAUAUCACUAAUUAGUAAAGCUCAAAAGGAAAAAAAGGAGGGAGAAAAAGAAGGAACGAAGAAGACAGUUAAAAGCGGUAGGUACUAAAUAAAAAUAAUGAUUUCUUUUUAAAUGCCACGGAAAACAAUUUCGUCGAUGAAAAUUCAGUCGUGAAUGGAAUGGAUAGAAUGAUAAGGCAAACUGAAUUUGUUUGUUCUGUUAUAUUUUGUUAUAUCAAAGUUUUUUCCAUGUUAUUGUUUACUAUUUUGGGAAAAAAGAAUAUCAUUCAUUACAAAAAAUGCUUUAUUACAGAGGUUAUCGAGGAUUUGUCCUUACGCCACAAACAAAUGAGGGAUUGCCAAUACAGUUUGUAUCUUUUGGGUCGCUAUAAGCUGGGUGGAUCAGAAAACUGAACCUACAGAUGAUCAGUUCUCAAGUGUUUGCACUGUUUUUCAAAUCCUUGUAGGAUUAAGGUAGAUGGAAGACCGCAAGCGUGGAGUUCACGCGGUUCCAUCGAAAUGACCGAAUGUCCUGUACAUUUUUAAAACCGCGCCAGCUCAACGUUACAAACUCGCACGGUAAGAAUAUAAGCGACAAAAAGUAUACAGCAAAGGAAAAAAAAAACAGCUCAGCGUAGAGUAGACCUGGACCAUCUACAUGGAAGGUCGGCUCCUAGACCACUGCACAACGCUGAAAUAUAUACGCUGUUUGGAGCUUGUGGAGCUGUUUUUAUGUGAAUUCAAAGAUAUAUUUGAGGAAAAUUAGUCAGGAUAAUCAUUUAUUUUUGUUGUUGCUGUUAACUUCUCCGCCCUCCGUUUCCCUGAAUUUUUUUUUUUGUUUCGUUCCAACUUAAUAUUCAUUACACGACAUCUCCGACAUCUCUUCGUCAGUGGAUUUUUGUCCACUCGUUUGUCAGAAAACACUCUCACGACAGUGUUUUCCAUAAGCAAAAUCACGUUCACAGACCUCAAAUUUAGAGUAAUUGUAAAAGCGGUUUUAGACUGCCUUUCCUUCAUAUUUCAUUCUUCUUUCGCACAAGCAAAUGCAUAUUUUUGGAAUUGGAGUAACUCAUUGGAAAACAGGGGCAGCUACUUGUUUCUUUUUAUAUUCUCCUUUUUGUAUUAAUCGAUUUCUACUGGAAUUAUUUCGCAGAUGGGACACGAGGACGAUACGAGUCUGAACAGGACAAAAAGGAGAAAAUUAAAGGCAAGGGUAAGACUAAGGCCUUCGUUCGGCUCGAUCAUUGUUAUCACUGCGAUUCUGUCCAUAAAGCCCGAAGGAGGUACUUUAGGAAUGUGCCGCUGGGAGCCUGGGACCCUUAGCCAAUAUCAGACCUGGUUCAGUGGAAUUUUGCUACCCUAUACAAUGUACUAGACCCUAUAUCAUAUUAACUUGCGAUGAAGUAUUCUUUAUGGGGACUUGCGCAAUUAACAGAGUAAAUCGCACAUCGUUGCGAUGACUAUAGUGAUGUCUAUUUAGUCAAUUAGCUGCAAUCAUCUGUAUUUUUUUGCCCAAACAAGAGAAGAAGUUCACAAAAGUUUGUUCAUUGACUCAAAGACAGUUUGCCCAUAAUACCAACUAAACUAUAUAGAUAUUAACAAACCUGUUUUCCAAGAGAGAAAUAAAAAUCAUACAAACAUUUUCACAAAUACAUAUCUAGCCAGUUUUUCGAGAUUGGGCAAGCGAAAUUUGCAGCCUUUGUGGUAAAUAGAGGGCCAAACGCAUUCAAGUUUUCAGCAUCCGAUAAGCCAGAAAAUUACAUAAGCGAAGGUAAAGAAAAAGAAAAAGAAUAAAGAUUACAAAGGAAUAAAUGCAGAUAAAUCAAGUUUGACUUAAUUUCUAUCAUUGAAUAUCACUAAUUAGUAAAGCUCAAAAGGAAAGAAAGGAAGGGGAAAAAGAAGGAACGAAUAAUAAUUGAUGACAACGUUAUUUUCAAUUCCAGAUCAAACGCAAAGGAUCCGGAAUCGGCAUUAACAAAACAAGAGAAAGGUGGAAAUUUUUUUUAUACAUUUGAAGUAAAAACAUAAGAAGACUCCCUGUAUGGUCCCAUCGCAAUCUACUUUAAUAUGGGAAGUCAGACCUUUCAUUAUUUAUAGAUUUCACUUCCAUUGCCACAAGCUAUUAUCAAGUGUUCUACUGCAAAAACUGAAUAUUGGACUUACAGACUAGCUUCAGAGGUACUACAGAAGGCGAGCCCAUUUAACUCAAUUUUAUUAAAAAUGUAAAAAAGGUUUAAUAUAGGAAAUAAGAACAAGAGAGAAAUAAAAAUCAUACAAAUAUUUUCACUAAUACAUAUCUAGCCAGAUUUUCGAGAUUUGCAGCCUUUGUAGUAAACAGAGGGCCAAACGCAUACAAGUUUUCAGCAUCCGAUAAGCUAGAAAAUUACAUAAGCGAAGGAAAAGAAAAAGAAAAAUAGAGAUUGAGUUGAAAAAAAAAAACAGAAGAGAAAAGGCAAAGGUGGUACCCUCAAGAGAACUAUUUUGAUUAAAAUAAUAAAGAUUACAAAGGAAUAAAUGCAGUUUAUCGGUUUGACUUUAUUUAUAUCAUUGAAUAUCACUAAUUAGUAAAGAUGAAAAGGAAGAAAAGGAAGGAGAAAAGGAAGCCAGAAUGAUAAGGCAAACUGAACUUGUUUUUUUUAAAUGCAGAUUAAGUUUCACCUUAUUUCUAUUAGUGAAUAUCACUAAUUAGUAAAGCUCAAAAGGAAAAAAAGGAGGGAGAAAAAGAAGGAACGAAGAAGACAGUUAAAAGCGGUAGGUACUAAAUAAAAAUAAUGAUUUCUUUUUAAAUGCCACGGAAAACAAUUUCGUCGAUGAAAAUUCAGUCGUGAAUGGAAUGGAUAGAAUGAUAAGGCAAACUGAAUUUGUUUGUUCUGUUAUAUUUUGUUAUAUCAAAGUUUUUUCCAUGUUAUUGUUUACUAUUUUGGGAAAAAAGAAUAUCAUUCAUUACAAAAAAUGCUUUAUUACAGAGGUUAUCGAGGAUUUGUCCUUACGCCACAAACAAAUGAGGGAUUGCCAAUACAGUUUGUAUCUUUUGGGUCGCUAUAAGCUGGGUGGAUCAGAAAACUGAACCUACAGAUGAUCAGUUCUCAAGUGUUUGCACUGUUUUUCAAAUCCUUGUAGGAUUAAGGUAGAUGGAAGACCGCAAGCGUGGAGUUCACGCGGUUCCAUCGAAAUGACCGAAUGUCCUGUACAUUUUUAAAACCGCGCCAGCUCAACGUUACAAACUCGCACGGUAAGAAUAUAAGCGACAAAAAGUAUACAGCAAAGGAAAAAAAAAACAGCUCAGCGUAGAGUAGACCUGGACCAUCUACAUGGAAGGUCGGCUCCUAGACCACUGCACAACGCUGAAAUAUAUACGCUGUUUGGAGCUUGUGGAGCUGUUUUUAUGUGAAUUCAAAGAUAUAUUUGAGGAAAAUUAGUCAGGAUAAUCAUUUAUUUUUGUUGUUGCUGUUAACUUCUCCGCCCUCCGUUUCCCUGAAUUUUUUUUUUUGUUUCGUUCCAACUUAAUAUUCAUUACACGACAUCUCCGACAUCUCUUCGUCAGUGGAUUUUUGUCCACUCGUUUGUCAGAAAACACUCUCACGACAGUGUUUUCCAUAAGCAAAAUCACGUUCACAGACCUCAAAUUUAGAGUAAUUGUAAAAGCGGUUUUAGACUGCCUUUCCUUCAUAUUUCAUUCUUCUUUCGCACAAGCAAAUGCAUAUUUUUGGAAUUGGAGUAACUCAUUGGAAAACAGGGGCAGCUACUUGUUUCUUUUUAUAUUCUCCUUUUUGUAUUAAUCGAUUUCUACUGGAAUUAUUUCGCAGAUGGGACACGAGGACGAUACGAGUCUGAACAGGACAAAAAGGAGAAAAUUAAAGGCAAGGGUAAGACUAAGGCCUUCGUUCGGCUCGAUCAUUGUUAUCACUGCGAUUCUGUCCAUAAAGCCCGAAGGAGGUACUUUAGGAAUGUGCCGCUGGGAGCCUGGGACCCUUAGCCAAUAUCAGACCUGGUUCAGUGGAAUUUUGCUACCCUAUACAAUGUACUAGACCCUAUAUCAUAUUAACUUGCGAUGAAGUAUUCUUUAUGGGGACUUGCGCAAUUAACAGAGUAAAUCGCACAUCGUUGCGAUGACUAUAGUGAUGUCUAUUUAGUCAAUUAGCUGCAAUCAUCCGUAUUUUUUUGCCCAAACAAGACAAGAAGUUCACAAAAGGAUUGUUCAUUGACUCAAAGACAGUUUGCCCAUAAUACCAACUAAACUAUAUAUAGAUAUUAACAAACCUGUUUUCCCUAUAUUUAAGGAGAGAAAAGUAGAAAAGCGGUGGGAAGAAAGAAGGAAGAAAGACGAGGAGGAAAGUAAGUCUUCAAUCCAGUGCCCUUUUAUUUUAUAUUUUGGCUGAUCUCUUUUGCUUCUUAGUUUUAAUUCUUUAAACCUUCAGAUCAAAAUUUGAAUUCUAAUUAGUUGCCCCCUAUUCAUUUCCCACAAAAGUAGUGGGGAGAAGUUGAUAAAAUAUCAAGCAAAUUCAUCUUAUGUGAUCAUGUCCGUAAUUCUCAUGACCACUCUGUUCCUCAAAGCAUUGAUAUUACAAGGAGAAAUUUGAUGCUGACCGCUUUUAGGGCUUAAGAGUUAAACUGUGACAAAGAGAACUGAAGUGUUCGCCACUUCUCUUUCAUACUGGCCCAUUUUUAGUAAACUCGAACCACGCCUUUCAGUGGUGACGGUUUUUAGAAAACACCGAGUUGUUAUUACUCAAAACAUCUAUAGUUUGAAUAAUGUCCUGCCGCAACACUAUCGUUUCAAUGGUGGUUAUCCAGGGAUUCAUGUUUUAAAGUAGCUAAAGCAUUUGUUUUGACCAAAAGGCCUUGUGACCAAUCAUAAUUAUCAUAACUUAUCCAAAGUAAUUGAAGCACGUUGCUAUUUGAUGUGCGCAUCAGGUCAAUUACUUGUGUACCAAUUAUAACAAACUCUCAAUAUUCCGUUUUGCCGUUAAUAAAGUUUGGCAGUCCUUCCCAUUGGGAUUAGUAGGGCAAUUUUCUAUAGAGGUCAAUUCAUCUGGGAAGAAACUCUAACACCAAUCUUGUCACCUUACACACCUCAAUUGCUUCGGCAGUAUUUUAUGUCUUAGGUCUUUUACGUAUACUUAUUUUUAGACCCCAUAUACACUUGUAUUUCUGAUUUCUACUGUAUGUAAUUAAAUUAGCUCCAUAAAAUAAACUGGGCGCUUUGCUUAACAAUGAAACUAAGCCAGUAAGUCGUCGUCAUCACUCAUCGUCAUCAGCGCACGCAAUCAUCAUUUAAUCAUAGACAUUAUUUUAAUUGUUAUUAUUAUCGUCAUUGUUAUUUUCAUCCCAGCUGAACAUUAGCGUUGAGCAGUUAUUUUGAGACUGUAUGCCUAACGAUGUUUCUUGAGUAUGCACCGAUUGUUAAUAGACUUCCAUGGUUGUUGUAUUAUUCAUGGUUAAAUUAAAUGCUCUUCUUUUCUUUAUAUCAGGGAAUGCAGCUCGAUACGCGUACAAAUUUUAUUCCUCCUCGUCUGACGACUAAAAUGUAAAAAGACCACUUAAUUAACAACAAUAAAUGUAAAUAAUUUUUUAAAAAACACCUGUACAUAGUUCAAAAGCACCACUGUAAAUAGUAGAAACUGAAUGAAAAUGAUUAAAAAAAAACACUUUAAGCAGUUGAAAGAAGUCGGCACGGUGAAAUUAAAAUAAAUUCUUGAUCAGUUUCCCUCUUUGCGUUGAUCACUUUAACUUGCUUACGUGCAGCAUAUAUCAACGGAGUAUAUAUAUAGAUGAAAAUUGAAAAGAUCAGUUUAAAUGAUAUCCGCCCUUCGGAUUGUCUUUGCAGUUGUAAUGAUAAUUUAAAACUUUGCGAACAAACCCGAUAAAGAUUUCGGGACUUCAACGGUGGUUUAACCUAUGAAUGGCCUCUGCUUAAGCGUUGCAGUUCACAGAUGCAUCGGAAGCAGGCUAGCUUGGUGAGUUCAUUUUAACGUGAAAAAAAUGAAAAAAUGAAAAACCGUGCAUAUAAGCACAAGACGUUAUAAGCUAGUGAAGCGCCAGUAAAGAUUGCCUUGAACCAGAAAAUUUAAAUGAUGUUUUAUCAAAGGGGCUGUUUAAAAAGAGUUAGGAAGAUCCCAUCACCAGGAAGAUCUUAGAACGGCGGAUGAUCCUAGCGCCAUAGGUUUUCUGUUUUCGGUUUACAUGCGCUAGGGUUUUUAUAGUAUUAUUCGUAACUGAAAGGUAGGAAAAUCCUGGUGCUAGCAUGUAAACCACUUUUGCCAGGAAGAUCGUAGUACUAGGGACAAAUCACACAAAAUGACAGCCGAUGACUGGGUGGGCCCGUGCCCUCCUCCCUCCUAUUUUUUGGCCGGCGAAAGUUAAAACUUUGUUUAUGAUUCAUGCCGUAUUGUAGAUACUUUGUGUACUACAUAAAGUGUUUUACGGAUAUUUCUUUUAUUAUACAGGAGCCGUGAGCGAUUAAUAACCAUCUCAGUGAGAAGGAGUAGUAAGUCAAAGAAAAAAAAGAAAUUUCUAUUUCAUGACACAUCACUCCAAAUUACUUCAUGCGAUAAAAUGUAUUAACUUAUAACAGCAGGAUGUAUAUCAUAAUCUUAGGUGAGAUUUCCUUUUUAAAGGACGUGAGAGAAUGGAACACAUACCUCGGUGGCAGGUGCAGUUUAGGUUUAAUAUUUAAAAGCAAGUAUAAUGCUUAUUGAAGUACAUCUGGCUGUUAAAAGAAAUGGAAGGAGGAAUUUCGAAGGCGAAAACAAAGAAGAGAGAUUAAGAAGCUUUAACUUUUUGUGCAAUCUGUCAUUGAAUAGCCAGAGAGUAACAGCUCCUCAAAAGGAGAAAAAGAAGAAAAGAAAUAAAGAAAGAAGAGAACGAAAAGAUGAAAGCGGUAUACACUUUGAUAAAGCAAUAUAUAACUUCUUACAGUGAACGUGACAUGAAGUUUGCUUUAAUGUAAAGAGACAGAUGCAGCUCUUUAAAAACUAGGUGUGCCAGUUCUGGGGGAAAAAAAAAGCGAGCCGCCGCAUGGGAAACUUGAUUGUGCGCACGACUCGUAAUAGGAAGAUGUUUCCCAUGGUAUGAAUUGAUAUAAAGCUUUCCACUUCCUAUCUUUCUAACCGUAAACGAGAAAAAUCUUUUAGCACUGAUUACAUCACCUUCCUGGGGUCCCCAACCUCCAGGUAAACAGGCCCUUACUCUUUGGCCCUCAGCCAAGGAGGUGCCAGAUGAUAAGUAAAAAAGGUACGAUAGUUAGAAAAUUUUGUAACUCUGUGAAUUAUCUGUUUGAAUUUCUUCAUAGGCUGGGGUACAACUGGUCCCAAACAUUUUGUACAAGGUAAAAAGGAGAAGGUAUCCUCAUUCUCAACUUUUAGUGCAGUUUGCAGCACAUAUGUUAGGUAAGGGUAUGAUUAAGAGCCAUUAUGGCUCUUGGUAUGACAUACAAGACAAAUCCCACAUUUGGAGGGAAGAGGUGGCUGUACCUUUGAAAGCAAGAAAAAAGACGGGCCACAAAUGAGAAGGGUACAAGCUAAGCUAUCCUCAAACUCAAAUGUUUGGUGUGCUUUACCUCAAAUUUGUUAGUUAAGGUCAUGAUAUAUAGGAAAAUAGCAGUAAAAAUAUAACAAUAAAUAUUGUGGAUUGCCAGUUUUACCUGAUGUCAUUUCUGUGAAGCCUAAAAAAACUGAAACCAGCGUUUUUGUUGCGGGCCUAUUUAAUUUAACUAUACCUAUACAUUAUUUGGCUUAGCAAAUGAUAGUCUGAGUGUGGCGGCAUGACAUUAUUCAAACCAUAGAUGUUUUUGAGUAAACAUAACUCGCUGUUUCAAAGCCACUAAAAGGCGUGGUUCUAGUUUACUAAAAAUAGACUAAUAUGAAAGGGAAGUGGCGAACACUUCUGUUCUCUUUGUCACAGUUAAAAAAGUAGCAAAAGAGAACAGCCAAAAUACAAGAGUAAAGGGCUCUCGAUUUAUACCUUACUUUCUUUCAUGUCCUUUUUUCUCCUCUCCUCCCACAUCCUCUCUACUUUUCGAUCCCUUAACAUACGUAAUACAGAUCAGUGGUGAAUAUCUAUAUAGUUUAGUUAAAAUAAGAGGCAAGCUGUUUUUCUACAAUCACGAGAGUCCAUUUUUCACAGUAAAAUUGAAAACGUUAACAGAGCCUUAUCUUUAAGGUUGCAUACUAACCUGUUGAACAUUUGGAAAAUGUUUGCUUUUAGAGAGAGCUGACUCCCUAAAGGACUCUUUAAAAUGUAGUUUUUUAUUUUGUAGAAUCCAUGACUUUGUUUUAACUUAUGGAGGCAAUUUUUAAGGAUUUCUGGUUACAGGGGUCCAACUAUGAAUGUUCAGAAAAUGAACCUGUUGCUCUUUUUUGGAUCUCUACCUGCAUGCCGUUUGGCGUCAUGUUUAUCAUCACCAUCAUCUUAAUCGUUUUCAUGUGUUUCUAGAGUGUAUAAGUCAGAGAGUGUACAAGGGUGAUUUGCAAAACGAAUGAAUGAUAAUGUACCAGUUGCUCUUUGGAGCUCUAAAGGCACUCGCUUGGCAAUCUUAAAAGAUAAAGACAUAAGUCAAUUACUUACCUGGCCAGAGUAGAAUGCUGUAUGACUAGAGGAGUUGAUUCUGGUGAUAAGACUUUACAUCCCUUUUUUCCGUGAUUCCAUGUUCGGAUUGCGGUUUUCAGAUUAUAGAGCUGCCCUCGAUGCAGCAGCGUAAUUUCUUCAGAAACUAACCUCUUUAGAAAAAAAGUAUCGAAUUGUAAGACCAUAUCUGGGCUCCAAUCUUUCCCUUCAUUUUCCUGCUUUUGUUUCGGUCUUCGUUGUGUAAAGAAAUGCAAACAGCAUAGUUUAAUGCAGAGGGUGUCUGCUUACAGGAGUGCAACUAUAAAUGUUCAGGGAUUGUACGUGUUGCUCGUUGGAACUCUAGAGGCAUCAGUCUGCAUGGCACUGGAAUCCUUGGCCAUCAAUUCAAGGUUAAUUUGUUGUUUGAUGGUGGCAUUAUAUUGACAUAUAAGACACAUCCCACAUCCCACAAUAGGACACACCGCACAUUUGGAUGACAGAGGUGGGUGUCUGCAACCAUGCAAGAAGGAAAGAAAGAAAGACUGAAAGGCUUCAAAUGAGAAGGGUCCUCAAACUCAAAAUGUUUGGUGUGGUUUGCAUAACAUAUGUUAGUUCAGGGAAUGACAUAUAAGGAAGAAAGGGAGAAAGAAAGAGUGACAGGCUAGAAAUGAGAAGGAUAAAGGCUAAGAUAUCCUCAUUCUCCGAUAUGUUUAGGGCAGUUUGGAUCAAAUUUUCGUGUAUAUUUUUUUCAACAAGCAAUCUGUACCCCUUCUGACAAACCUUUGUACAGAGCUUUAAUUUGCAAAGCUUACACAAUACCUACAUAUAAUAUUGAAUAAUCUUGCUGAUCAGAAGAUUCCCGGGUCUGAUCUAGCACCUCCAAGACCAGGAGUUAAAGCCUGCUUUUGUAUUAAAUACGGUUUGUUCAAAACCGGUAGCACCCAAAGUUAGUUAUUCCUUUCUUUUCUUGAUAAUCAAAAAGCUCUAAAUCCUUGCAAUGAUAUAUUUGUGAUUAAUUCUUUCUUAAGUUAAUAUUUCUGACCCGUUUGGCUAUUCAGUCCAUUCAAAUCAUCUGAUCGAGCGAGUGAAUGGAGCCGAAACCAAUUGUGGAAGUGCACACAUUUUAGGCAUCCUACUGAUAAACAAUGACGACGCGUAGAUAUAUUUUUUUAGCAACUACUAUAAUUUGCAGUCUGUCCACUUUCAAUAGCUAAAUAAAUUAGCUUAUUUUUUCUGUAUUGUAGAGCGUUACAAACACUUCUUCUGUUGCUUUUGUUACGUAUAUUAUUAUUGUAAUUUUUUCUGGUUGAUACAGGUUUAAGAAAAUCAUCAGAUUCCAUUCCCAGCUACUGAUUAUUAUCAGUAGCUCAAACUAAGUUUAAAUAGAAUGCAAUUUUCUGUAUAUAGAACUCUUGAUGUUUUGUAUGUGAAUCCACUUGUGUAGCGCGCCCCUACUUGUAAAAUAUUGUAGAUAAUCUUUUUUUCUCCCAGUUUUGUUUUUCUACACUAAACUAUACAUAUUUUAAAUUGGAACAAAUGCAGAUUAAGUUUCACCUAAUUUCUAUUAGUGAAUAUCACUAAUUAGAAAAGCUGAAAAAGGAGGAACGAGAGAAAGAACGAGAGAAGGAGACAAAUGAAUUUCAUGUUGCAAAAAGUUUGCAACACAUAUAUUUCAGGUAAUACACACACUGAGGAUUCAUCUAAACGUAUAAUAAUUGAUGACAACGUUAUUUUCAAUUCCAGAUCAAAUGCAACGGAGUCAUUAUCAAAGAAAGAGAAAGCAAAGCUCAAAAGGAAGAAAAGGAAGGCGAAAAGGAAGGAGCGAAGAAGCCCGGAAUGAUAAGGCAAACUGAAUUUGUUUGUUCUGUUAUAUUUUGUUAUAUCAAAGUUUUUUCCAUGUUGUUGUUUACUAUUUUGGGAAAAAAGAAUAUCAUUCAUUACAAUAAGUGCUUUAUUACAUAGGUUAUCGAGGAUUUGUCCUUACGCCACAAACAAAUGAGGGAUUGCGAAUACAGUUUUUAUCUUUUGGGUCGCUAUAAGCUGGGUGGAUCAGAAAACUGAACCUACAGAUGAUCAGUUCUCAAGUGUUUGCACUGUUUUUCAAAUCCGUGUAGGAUUAAGGUAGAUAGAAGACCGCAAGCGUGGAGUUUACGCGGUUCCAUCGAAAUGACCGAAUGUACUAUAUAUUUUUAAAACCGCGCCACCUCAACGUUAAAAACUCGCGCGGUAAGAAUAUAUGCGAGAAAAAGUAUUCAGCAAAGGAAAAAAAAACAGCUCAGCGUAGAGUAGACCUGGAUCAUCUGCAUGGAAGGUCGGCUCCUAGACCACUGCACCACGCUGCCAACGAUAACUUAAAGUGGGAAAAGAAAUAUAUUUAAAGGGUUAUUUCCGCGAAAUUCUGCUUACAUUGGCUUAAGUUCAUGAGAAGUGCGUUUUUGAAAUUGCCGUUUUUUCAUACUUGGUGGAUGGUCAAUUUUACAUCAAUACCGUAUAUACUGACGUCGCGGCGGCCGUAUUCGGUGUUCUAAAACAAUGAAAUGACAGCCAUGUUGGUGUACAAAGAAAAUCCUGUGGGAGUUGAAUUCUUUUCUUGCAAACGCUUUCUUUCGAUUCAAUAGAUUUGCAUGGAUCCUGGACACGCGAGUGAAAACGCUCUGUAGGAGGUGAUUAUUCAUGCACAAAAAAUGGGUUUGAAAGCACCGUUAAUAAAUAUUGAAUAGCAACAAUCACUGCAUCUUAUUUAGGCUUGAAGUGUGUGUGCAAAAAUUUCGAAAUUUCUCAGGAGUGAUCCGCAAAGCGAUUUUCGAGCAAUGGGCUACGAGCGAAAGAACGCAAAUGAACGGACCAAUAUCAUUCAUGAAUUUAAGGGUUGUUUCCUGAGAGGUCACGUUGCGUAGUUUAACCUUGAAAGUAAUUGGUGGUCCGUUUACAAAGAAAAAACAAACUUAAAAAUCUUUUGUUUGUUUUUUUUUAUAAAAAACUUUGUGAUUGGAUAUGUUCUUCCAAAUGCUCGAUUCGAGUAGUCGCACUGCAAAAUAGGUCUGCUGCUAGUGUUUCGAAUAAUAGGAUAAGAAUAACAUGUGGAUAGUUUUAUAGGGUAACUGACCAUGGCUUCUUAAAAGUAAUGAACUCAUCUUAUUAAAGUGUUGUAUAGACAUUGGCUAGCGACAGCAACCUUGAACUCCGUAAUUUUAUGGAUGGAAACCUUCAGCCACAGGAGGGGAUAGUAAACGAGGAAGAAAGGGCGAGGAAAAGAGAAAAAAACAUAAAGAAAAAGAGAAAAGCAAGGGUCUGUAUUGUCGUUAA